Messenger RNA from Sinocyclocheilus rhinocerous, 1912 nucleotides. Its product is annotated as fibroblast growth factor 7-like. Gene Ontology annotation, molecular function: growth factor activity. Lineage: Eukaryota; Metazoa; Chordata; Actinopteri; Cypriniformes; Cyprinidae. The record is from RefSeq and is a predicted model, not a curated record. Bases 538 to 1122 code for a protein of 194 amino acids. The transcript has 4 exons.
ACCGGAGGCCUGGCCAGCAGAAACGGACGAUUAUCUCUCUCUCACCGUCAGUCUCUCUCGCCAGCAUCCCAGGGACAGCUGAGUGGCUGAGGCGUAAUUGCAGAGAAGUGAGGUCAGCAGGAGGCUUUUAUCAGAGAUCGCACAGCGUUCAGCAACACGAGAAGAUGCACAGCGCAGACGGGCUGCCCCAAAACUCCCUCUCUCAGAGUAUCACAGUGGAAUCGUCGGGACUGAAGCGCACAUCCUGGAAACAGAAAUAUCUGGAACUGUGUGGAACUGGCCUGUCUCCUGUAUCUUCAUCAGGAUUGGACAGCGUGUGAAGCAUCCAUUUGUUCAUUUGUGUCAUUAACAGCAGAAACUAACACACCGCUGCCUCCUCCAGCUCUGAGGAGAUUCUGCUGCAGGAGGUCAGAGGUCACGCCAGCAUCUGAGGAUUGUACUGGGAAAGGGUCCGAGCGGAUCUCCCACAGCUUGAAGAUCCAAUCUGAGUUUUGCCUUCAGUAUGUGGAUCAUGAACUCCUUGAGAAACGCAGUAUAAUGCGCAAAUGGACGCUGCGAUGGAAACUGCCUGAGUUUGCGUGUGGACUGUGGCUGGCGCUGCUGGCCAGCCGUGUUUGUGUGUGCGAUGGACAGGCGUCUGUGACCGACUGCUCCAAAUACGAGCACCACACCAGGAAUUACGACUACAUGGAAGGAGGGGACGUUCGGAUCCGACGCCUCUACAGUCGCACGCAGUGGUUUCUGAUGAUCGACGAGUUCGGGAACAUCAACGGGACGCAGGAUCCCAACAACUGCUACAGUGUUCUGGAGAUCAGGACGGUUUCGGAGGGCGGUGUGUUGGCCAUAAAAGGACUGAAGAGCCAGUAUUAUAUUUCCAUGAACCGCACCGGAAUGUUACAGGGCAAAAAAGACUACAACGACAGCUGCAACUUCAAAGAAGUGUUUUUAGAGAACUACUACACGGCGUACUCGUCCGUCAGAUGGACUAAAAACGGCAAAGAGAUGUUCAUCUCUCUGUCGCAGAAGGGCCGGCCGCUGAGAGGAAAGAAGACGAGGAAGGAGAGCAUCUCUUCUCACUUCAUCCCUCGAAAGUGCAGGGAAGACGAGAAGAAGCUGGCGUGAAGAAGAUCUGUUCUGACUCACUGCUACUCUGAUUCCUCAAGCUUCAGCCAUAAAUCAUUCAUGCUUUCACUCUCUGAGAAGCAGUGGGUAAAACUGCAUAUAUGCAAGUGUUUUGGACUCAUGUAAACAAACAGUUAUAAAUACUCAUCUAAGCUAUUUUUAUAUUUCAGAGAGAUGUUUAUGUUAGAGCCCAUGAGAACGAGAACACCAAAUAAACACUGCAAUGCAUUUAUACGGAUGAUCAUUCUCAUUAAACACAGCAGUGCUUUAGAUCACAGCGUUUAUAGCGCUCCAUUUAUACUGCAUAAACACAUUUACAUGCCUUCAACAUUCAUCCUGAGGAGUUUAGGUUUUCAUUUAGUUUGAGACAUUCCCUUCUCAUUUCCAGUCCAGUUCAGUGAGAAAAUAAUAGCAGUUCCCUUGUUUCAUUUCAUUUUGACUUUUUAAAAAAUCUUUGGGUUUGGCAUUUUUGCCAUGUGUUAUUUUCAUUCUAAAAAUCGCAUGCAUUUCACGUCAGUGAGUGAUUCAUCAGUUCUAAGGAAUACAAUGUUUGUCUUCAUAAUCUUCCAUCUAAAUAUCAUAACGAUUUUCCUUUUCACCAUCAAUCCACCUUCAUAUUGAGACCCUGCAGUCAGUUUCUCGGCGCUCGAAUGCGAUCGUGUCCAUGUGUUGUUGUGUGUUAUUUAUGAUAUUUAUGUGUCGCUGGCUCUGAGUUCAUGAACGCAGUGAAUCGUCUGUAUUCUGGAUCGCUGUGCUGCAAACACACACAGAGUUUGCACGAGUUUAUAAU